This is a messenger RNA of Aureobasidium musti, 213 nucleotides long. NCBI's taxonomy places the organism in Eukaryota, Fungi, Ascomycota, Dothideomycetes, Dothideales, Saccotheciaceae. The record is from the annotation of a GenBank genome assembly.
AUGUCAGGCCGCACUCCUCUUGCCGCCCUGCCCUAUGGCAACAACAUCCAGUAUCCUGUCGUCCAGACCAACGGAGCCGCCAACUCGGAGAACCAGCCUCCUGCUCGCACCGACCUUGCUGAUACAAAGUCGGCUAACAACUCUUCGCCAGCCAUCGCUCGUGGCGACCAGAGUGCUGUUGAGUCGACCACUUCGGAUGACCAGAUCUCUUGA